AUGUCCACCAACCUGUUCGCCCUCGUCCUCGCCGCAACGGCAGCCUCCACAGCGAGCAUCCCUCGCCGAGCCUCAGAGCCUCCCUCGCUAGCAGACUGGAGCGUCACCAACUUCAACCACGGGUGCUCCCCGGGCGGCUGCAUCGCCGCGUACAACCUCAGCGCGCCCGCGGACUACGUGCCCGGGGCGCCCGGCUUCGCGGUGUUCUGCACGCCCGUCUACAUCCAGAACGGCUGGAGGGAGUGCGAGCCGGCGUCGGCGGUCGCGGACGGCCCCGCGGGCUCGCGCGUCGAGGCGAUCUGGGAGACGGGCGAGGACCAGGCGCUGAUCUACGUCAAGGCGGCGCACAUCUGGUACGAGGGCCAGACGCGCUACAAUGCCACGGCGGAUACGGCGAUCGAGCCGGCCACGACGGCGUUUGUGCUGCCGGUGCAUAGCUUGAGUGCCGUGUUGUGA
Molecule: messenger RNA, 456 nt
Organism: Phaeoacremonium minimum UCRPA7
Lineage: Eukaryota; Fungi; Ascomycota; Sordariomycetes; Togniniales; Togniniaceae
Exons: 1
Coding region: 1-456 (151 amino acids)
Source: RefSeq, a predicted model, not a curated record